Cuscuta campestris is the source of this 2928-nucleotide messenger RNA. NCBI's taxonomy places the organism in Eukaryota, Viridiplantae, Streptophyta, Magnoliopsida, Solanales, Convolvulaceae. The record is from the annotation of a GenBank genome assembly.
CAGUAAGAGGUCUGAACCAUUAAGAGCUAGUAUAUUGCUUAACUAUUCAGAGGCAAAUGUCUGAUCAAUUCAGAUAACAGCUCUUAACCAUUCAGACUCUGUAUAAUACUUAACCAUUCAGAGGCAAAUCUCUUAACCAUUCAGACAUCUGAACCAUUAAGAGGCUGAAACAAACAGCCCCUAAAUAAAUAUAUAUCAUCAACAUCAACAUCCUUUAAUAUGAUAUUUGAGAGUUGAUAGCCUAGAAUUUUGACACGUGGCACUUUAACAGCUUUAUUUUAAUGACACGUCAGUUUCCACCUGUCCUGCUUAUGGCUCUUACUACGGAAGACUUUCCCCAAGAAAAUCAAUUCCGUCUUCUUCGCAUACCCAGGGCUAUAUCUCCACCGUAUCUUCAUCCCUGAUUUAUCUCCAAAAAUACACUGAUUUUCCGAUUAAUUUCUUCACCGAAGGAAAGGAAUCAAGCCUCUAAAGGCAAUCUCCAGUUCACUGUCUCGCUGGAAACCACGACCUCUUUCAGAUCUAGAAUUUUCGUAACCAAAGAACAGUACUUUUCCAAGAUUUCUCUUUACAUAGGAAUCCUAGGAAAUAGAAUCAGGAGGAGGCCGCCGUCGAGAAGAAAAAGAAUUGUUAUCGCCGGAAAUAGUAGCGGGAGGAGGCCGCCGUCAACAAGGAAAUAGGAGGCCGUCGUCGAGGAGGAAACGAUAAUGUCAAGGAGCAAUCAAUGGUACAAUUCAAGGAUGAACAAAUGUCAAUGACAAUGAAGGAGUGGAGGAGCCAAUUGGUAACAGGUGCAUCAGAGUUCCAGUUUUUUUUGGAGAAAUGGUUAACUCAAAUGUCUAAUGAAAUUGAGCAUGAGGAAGGAGGGAAAAUUUGCAAACUGGAGGGUGCUAUGUGUAAGCUUAACUACCAUGACGGUAUUGAUGACUUUGACAAGUUAUCUUCAUAUUGUCUCAUCUGUGUACAAUUGUUCAAAGCAUACCAAGAAUUUUUAUUUUAUAAUGUCAUUUACCUGCAGGUCUGCAUAAUGCCAAACUUAAAGAAAUCAAAUGAUAUGGAAGAUCUUCAACAAUUUAGGGUGUAUUUGUCACUAUCACUGAACUUCUGGCUUCUUUGUUUUGCAAGGGGAAAUAUGGAUUGUUUGCAUUACAUGCUUGAUUUGAUCUUAUUUCUAAUGAAAGUUGUUUCAUUAACAAAAGCUCUAAAUUGUACGAAGUAAUUUUUUGUAAAUGCCCUAUAUAUUCUGCACAAUAUGUUUUACAGAACAUGAGAUUCCUUACACUCAAUCUAUGCCAAAUAUCUACUUAGUCUAACUACGAAUACUUUGUAGUGCUUGGGAAACCGUCUAGAUUGUACAUUGUGGGCUCAUCAUAUAGAUAAAGUAAUUGAUGGACUCAAUGAAUGAUUGACAAGUCCACCAAAAGGAACCAGACAAGACAUUGUUAAUUCCACGAUUAAUUCUUCGUGCAUCUGGAAAGAUUGCACUGUGUUGCGUUUAACAAAAAACACGUGACUGCAAUCAAUGAUUGGAGAUAGUAGUUACGAUCAUUUAGUUGAAUUCGCUGAAUGGAUUGCAAGUAUUGGCGAUGGAGUUGCGGGAGAUGAGCAUGAUGGCUAUGCAGAAGUAACAAUACCUGAUGACAUGUUGCUUUCAUCCUCAGGAAAUCCUAUAGCUACUAUAGUGAAUUCCAUCUAUCCAGAUUUUCAUAAAAUAGCAAAUGAUCCAACCUAUUUGCAGGACCGUGCAAUUUUGGCUCCAACGUUGGAUGUCGUCGAUUCUAUAAAUGAAUAUAUGACAUCGAUGAAUCCCAAUGAGGAAUCACACACUUAUCUUAGUUCCGACAAGGUUGAGAACUCGGAUUCUAAUUCGAAUUUCUUUAACGACUUGCAUCCUCCUGAGUUCUUGAAUAAGAUUCGUGCUUCCGGGGAAAUUAAUCUUUCUACAUGGUAUCGGAGCCUAAAAUACCAAAACCCUAAUUCUCUCCCCUCCUCUCUCCCUCUCUCGGCCCGAGCCGCCCCACCAGCGGCAGCCCCUCCUGCCGCCGUCUCUUCCUCUCGCCGGCAGUCAUCCCUCCCCUCUCUCACAAUCAUGGCCGAAGCCAGUGAAGUCACCUCUCAAAAUACCUCCCCCAAGCCUCCUCAUCUUGCUUUCACAACAGUAUCUAAUGUGAAACUCCAUGUUCCUGUUCAACUCAGUCUCUCUCAACCCAACUACAAAAAGUGGAGCCGACUUUUUCUCCUUCUUGUUCGACACUUCAACCUCCAGGGUUACCUCGCUGGCUCCGUCGUCCCCCUCUCCGAUGACGACGAUGAAUGGUUCCAACUCGACGCUCUCCUCCAGGGUUGGAUUCUCUCUACCAUCACCGAUGAGGUCUCAGAUCCGGUAAUCUCCUCUAUUUCUACUGCCUCUGCUCUCUGGAAAGUCGUUCACGACUUAUUCCACGACAACAAACAUGCCAGGGCCAUGCAAUUGGAGCAUGAAUUUCGCACGACCAUCAAAGGCAACUCCACCAUGGCGGCUUAUUGCCAACAAUUGCAGAAUCUGGCCGACUGGAUGGACGAUUUCGAUGCACCAGUCUCCCAGCACCAACUUGUUCUCCAAAUGCUUCGUGGUCUUCCUGCAGAUCUUCAAGCACAAACAUCUUUCUUGCAAUUUCAGGAUCCCAUGCCCACUUUUCAGCACCAGCGCACCAAGCACGUUGAGGUCGACAUCCACUUUGUGCGUGAUAAGGUCGCACUCGGCCACAUAAGAGUUCUUCACGUGCCUUCCUCCUCUCAGUAUGCCGACAUAUUCACCAAGGGACUGCCUUCCCUGCUCUUCCUCGAAUUCAAGUCAAGUCUGGGUGUCCAACCGCCUCCACACCCGACGUAGCCGUGAGCAUGUUAAAUAUAUUCUAUAUUUAAUGUAAAUAUAUUGUUUCCUAUUAU